AUGAUGGAUUCGACAAGGUCACACGAAUCAGAGCUAUGCAGAGAAUUAUCGGAAUUAGAUGAGCAGCUUGGAAAUAUCGAUGCUCAAAUACAUUCAUUGAAUGCUCAGCGCCAGUUAUUGCUGCAAAGAAAGAAUGAGAUCGAGAAGCUUAUUACUAGAAGGAAAGUGGAGAAAGAAAGCGCACUUGGAAUUUGGGAUUCUGAUAAAUUUGAUUGGAUUCAGGAAUGUCGUCUCGCAUUGCACAGUAUUUUCAAACUUGAUGAAUUUCGCUCUUUACAAAGAGCUGUCAUCAAUGCGGUACUAUCGAAAAAAGAUUGUUUAGUCGUGAUGAGUACUGGGAGUGGCAAAAGUCUUUGUUACCAGUUACCUGCUGUUGUUAUGAAAGGUAUUGUAUUAGUUAUAUCACCGUUGGUCGCUCUUGUUGAAGAUCAGUUGCAUCAGCUGAAAAAGUUAGGCAUCGGUGCAGCUGCUCUCAACCAGUCGACACCGAAAAAUGAAGUAAUUUUUCAUGCAAAACUUUCAUCAUUCUACGUAGAAACCUAUAUUUUGAAAGAUAUACACAGUUUUCCAGAAGAAAAUCAUGUGGUAAUCAUUACGACUGUCUAG
Thelazia callipaeda (thelaziosis nematode) is the source of this 606-nucleotide messenger RNA. The record is from the annotation of a GenBank genome assembly. Lineage: Eukaryota; Metazoa; Nematoda; Chromadorea; Rhabditida; Thelaziidae.